Molecule: messenger RNA, 425 nt
Organism: Rubroshorea leprosula
Lineage: Eukaryota; Viridiplantae; Streptophyta; Magnoliopsida; Malvales; Dipterocarpaceae
Source: the annotation of a GenBank genome assembly
GCAUCCUACUGCCUACUACCCAAAAUGAAGGCAUUUCUCAUUGCAGCCAUUCUCUUGUCCUCCCUUCUCAUUGCCACUAAUUCCACUUCGGCUGGUGACAAAGGAGCUGCUGUUUGUAACGAUCCAAAAAACGUGAAGAAUUGCAACGCGAAAGCUCCACCAAAGACGAGAUGCCCAAGAAGAGAGGGAUGCAGGGGGCCGCCGGCGACAACACCACACACAUCUACGCCUUAAUAAUUAUAGACGAAGCUAUGUAGGCAUAUGCUUUUAUAAGGGAAGUCGCAAAUAUGCAAUUGCUAUGUAUAAAUAAGUUGCGUAUGCCUGUUGUGAUGUGGGUUACAAAUAAUAAUGAACUCUAUGCUAUGUAACAAAUGCUUUGUACGCAAUCUGCUAUGAGUAUUUCUAAAUAAUACUUUUCAAGGUUA